Molecule: messenger RNA, 2142 nt
Organism: Cladophialophora yegresii CBS 114405
Lineage: Eukaryota; Fungi; Ascomycota; Eurotiomycetes; Chaetothyriales; Herpotrichiellaceae
Exons: 3
Coding region: 1-2142 (713 amino acids)
Biological process (GO): protein localization to membrane; vacuolar transport
Cellular component (GO): Golgi apparatus; membrane
Source: RefSeq, a predicted model, not a curated record
AUGUCCCCAGACGUCCGGCUCCGCGUCUCCUGGUUGAGCCGCGUGGUCAUUUUAUUCUCCUCCUUAUCGCACGCCUUCUACAUUCCAGGCGUAUCGAUACGAAGUUAUCGAGAUGACGAGCAUAUCCCACUUCUUGUGAACAAGGCAUACUCCGACACGAGCCAGUUGCAGUAUGCGUAUUUCGAUCUGCCCUUCGUCUGCCCGCCUACGGGCAACAAGCACGCCGGCUUCUCCCACGCCAGCGGACACAGCGUGGCCCUCAACCUCGGUGAGGUCCUUCGCGGUGACAGGAUCAAGAUCUCGGACUUCGAAAUCAAUAUGGGGCAGGACAUUGAUUGUCAGUACCUCUGUGACAGGGUCAUAACCCGCGAGGAUUUAAAAUGGGCGCAACAGAUGAUACAGGGCGAAUAUGUCAUAGAAUGGAUUCUCGACAACCUCCCGGGAGCAACCUCGUUUGUGACAGUCGACCGAACUCGGAAGUACUACGCAUCGGGCUUCAAGAUGGGAUAUAGGGAUUUUGACCCGGCUACAGGCAAAGAGAUGUAUUACUUGUACAAUCAUCACAACCUCGUCGUGCGGUGGCGGCAAGCACCGGGGAGAGCAGGCGACAACGGCGGAAAGGUCGUUGUGGGGUUCGAGGUAUAUCCAAAGAGUAUCAAUGUGGGUCAACGGAAUGCCACGGGCUGUCCUUCUGAUGUGUCUGGAGACGACCUGGAACCGUUAGCACUGUACAUCCCAGGAAACAUCACCGACCUGACCGAGCGAUAUGCCGAAUCAUCCUACAUCCCAGAAAGUGCGGUAGACAUGGACGACGGGGCAACCAUGACCAUUCCCUACACCUACUCGGUCUACUUUUUCGAACAGAAGGAUGUAGAGUGGUCAAAUCGCUGGGAUCUCUACUUCAACGACCAGGCUGAGAGCACGUUCACCCACUGGCUGGCCAUCGUCAACUCAUUGAUCAUCUCGGGGAUUUUGGGCGCUAUCUGCAUUGUCAUUUGGGGACGGACGAUGCAAGGAGAUGUCAAGGGUCGUGGCGAUGGGAUGCUGGAAGAAGCUCGCCUCAAGCUCGGCAAGCGCGAGAAGAAGAAGUCGGGCAGCGGAUUUCUGGAGAAGACCUCUGAGCCGAGCCUGGAAGAUGAUCUGUCUUCGGAUGAAGAACCGCUGGAAGAAAUUACAGGAUGGAAACUGCUGCAUGGCGACGUGUUCAGACCACCCCCAUAUGGCGGACUUCUUGCCCCAUUGGUCGGAUCCGGGAUACAGCUUGUCUUCAUGAUAGUGGGCUUGUUGGGAUUAAGCUGCGCGGGGAUUCUCAACCCAAGCUGGCGCGGAGGGUUCUGGAGCGUCGGUGCUGGUCUCUUCGUCGUCGCCGGUGGAUUCUCGGGGUAUUUCUCUGCGCGAGUCUACAAGACGUUUGGUGGCCAGAACUGGCGCAAGAACACAAUGAUGACUGCACUUCUUUUCCCAGGCCUCCUCUUUACCCUGGUCUUCGUCCUCAACCUCUUCUGCUGGGCGCAAGCGUCCUCUACCGCGCUCCCGUUCUCGACCCUGCUGGCCCUGGCUUGCCUAUGGCUGCUCAUCCAACUUCCUCUCGUCCAUCUGGGUUCGUACUGGGGGUUCUACAGGUCAUCCGCAUGGGAACACCCUACCAAAACAAACGCAAUACCCCGACAAGUGCCAUCUCAGGCGUGGUACAUGAAGCAGCAAGUCACACUGGCCUUGGGCGCUGGACUCGUUGCCUUCGCCGUUCUCUUCAUCGAACUCAUCUUUGUGUUUAAAUCACUCUACCUUGAUAAAUCAUCCUACUACUACGUCUUCGGCUUCUUGAGCAUCAUUUCGGCUCUCCUCUCGAUCACCAUCGCCGAGACAGUCAUCAUUGCGACAUACAUACAACUCUGCGCCGAGAACUACCACUGGUGGUGGCAGUCGUUCUUCGUGGGUGGGGCGUCGGGCUUCUGGGUCUUUGUGUACUCGGUGUGGUACUACGCCACCCGGUUGCACAUAGACGGCUUUGUGAGUGGUUUGUUGUUUUUCAGCUACAGCGCACUCGCUUGUGCGGUGUACUCGCUGGCGACGGGGACGGUUGGGUUCCUCACGGCGUACAUGUUUAUUCGGCGGAUAUACGGCGGUGUGAAGGUAGACUGA